ACGCCGUGCGAAAAGAAAGAGGGUGCUAGGAAGAGCGACGCCGUAGUCGAAGCAACCCGUCGAGCAGUGUCGUAUCGUAUAAGCAGUAUUUACGGAGCAAGCCACGAGCAAGGUUGCUCUCUUCAAAUAGCUUCGAUUUACUUGUGAAUUUCUCAUCCAUGAAAGAUAAAGGGAAAGUAAAAGAAAGAGAAAGAAAAAGAGAAAUCAACAGUCAGGAAACGAGAAGUUCUUAUCUAUCGAGCAUCAAAAUAUGCUGAUUCUGGCCAUCGAGAUCAGACCUCGACAAGAAGUCGUUGGUUAGCAGUUGGUGAAAAAAGUGAAAAAGAGAGAAAGAGAGAGAAAGCCAGAGACAGAAAGAAAGAAAAACAUUGAGAGCUGGCAUGGCCAUGCGCGAGAACGUGCGACCUCCAACAAGUCUUCGACUUCCCGGUACGUGACUCAGGAUCGUAGGAAUCGAGAAUCUCGGCGGAGGAUGAGCGCCAAGAUAUCGCUCAGCGGUCGCAAUGCGAGCGGCCAGUCAACUGUGAACCAUCGGAGUGGUAAACCAUCGACAGGACUGCUUCUCGCAAGACCUUCCGUCAAGAGGCCCUCGUCGACGAAGGUGAGUGGCAUCGAGGAAAGAGCCGUAAAACGAGCAGUCGUCACUAAAGUGGAGACAUCGCCUGCAGGCUCCAACAUUAGAGCGAAAACGACAACAACGUUGGUGGACCAGAACAAGAUGCCAGCCCUUACGCGUGCUUGUACUACUGCCACUUUACCAAGGUUUAAGAAAUUUCGUUUUGAAGUAUUGUCUUCGGGAAGGAGUCUCGAUCAGCAACAUCAUCGGCAACCUCAAAAACAACUUGAACUUCCUCUUGAUCGUCGGUAUCAGCAACGAGAACAGAAGAAACGAGAAAUAGAAGGUGGUGAAGAAGGAGAAGGAAAAGAGAGAAAAAAGUCAACAACAUCGAUGUCGACUUUGGUGUGCUGCGAGCCGGUCUCGGCCGGACGGCCGCGAGACAAUCUCAAACUCGUUUUGAAUCGUAGUUUGAGCGAGCCAGGUCCGCCGGCGACGUCCUCGUGCUUCCUCUCGUCGCCGACGUCGCCCGUAUCGCCUAGUCCCUCUACUACCAGCAGCGUCGACAGUUGCAUCACCGACGUUAGCGGAAUAACCGACAUUGCCAGUAGCAUUAGUAGCACCAGCAGCACCAGUAGCAGCGGUAUCAACUGCAAUAGCAUUAGCAGUGGUAGCAAUAGCAGUGGCACCGGUAGCAUUGAUAACGAAGCCAUAACGAGCGACGUACAUCGUCACUACCAUCAUCACCACUAUCAUCACCACCAUCAUCAUCAUUACCAUCAACAUCAACUUCAUCCGCUCUCAGCUUCGAAACGUUGCAAGCUGGAGACGGUUAGCCUUCCCGCAAGUCCUUGCUCCGAGAGCAACAGUCUCCAAAAACAAUUGGUUCUCCAAAGAACGCGUACGAUAACGCCGACCGAACUGGCUCAACGGAUCUUAGAACAUUCAACGACCAGUCCUGUGCUCCUCGAUUGUCGGCCAUUCAUUCUCUACAACGUGAAUCACAUCAGAGGCGCUAUCAACGUAAACUGUUCCGAUCGAUUUAAUAGACGACGUUUGCAAUUGGGCAAAGCUACUCUGGCUGACCUCGCCACUGCCAGAGAAGGCAAAGAAAUUCUCAGAAGAAAACAGUACAGAGAAGUCAUCGUUUACGACGAUUGCACCGCCGAGCUUGAAUACCUUCCCGUUCAACAUCCCUUAUUUUUGGUACUAGCUGCUCUUGUUGAAGACAAUCGAGAACCCGCCUUACUUCUCGGUGGACACAAAGAAUUCCACAGGCGGCAUCGAGAACUUUGCGAGGACACGCUGUUACCGUCCGAUGGUGGCAGUGGCAAUGGCAGUUCUUCCACAACCGUCAGUGGUUGUCCAAGUCCUGGUCCAGGUUGCUCGGUACUAAGUCUUUCGGGACCACCAACACCACAACCAGCAGACAUCGAUAGCCACCCAGCGUCUCGUGUUUUACCCUUUCUUUACCUUGGUAACGGCAGAGAUGCUGCUGAUCUUCAACUCCUUCGAGCCCUUGGCACUACUAGAGUAUUGAACGUUACCUCCCAACUACCAGGAUAUCACGAGGAAAGGGGCAUUACCUACAGACAGAUACCUGCAUCCGAUUCCGGUCAUCAAAAUCUCAAGCAGUACUUCGAAGAAGCCUUUGACUUUAUCGAGGAAGCACGAAAAGCCGGUAGCAGCGUAUUGGUUCAUUGCCAGGCUGGUGUAUCGCGUAGUGCGACGAUCGCCAUUGCGUACAUAAUGCGACAUAAAGGCUUAUCAAUGGUCGAAGCGUAUAAAUUGGUGAAAAAUGCACGGCCAAUCAUCAGUCCGAAUUUAAACUUUAUGGGGCAGCUUCUCGAAUUAGAACAAGGUCUAAGAGCGUCUGGUGGUGUCACUGGAACGCAACAAACCGAGGAACCCAAAAGUUGUCAUCAAUGUCGUUGGAGUCACCAACAAAAUAGUAGCGAGGAAGUGACUUCCGGUUGCAGCGUUUGAGAGACGCGUAAGCGUGCGUGCGUGCGCCUGAUACACACUCACACGUACACAUACACACAUACACAUAUGCGCAACACCUCGCGAAAAAAAACGAACGGACGCGCAAGCUCGUUGUUUUUGUUGUUAUAUAUUAUUAUACUACUAUAACUACUACUCUACUACUACUACUCUACUACUACUACUACUCUACUACUACUACUCUACUACUACUACUACUCUACUACUACUACUACUCUACUACUACUC
Molecule: messenger RNA, 2788 nt
Organism: Vespula vulgaris
Lineage: Eukaryota; Metazoa; Arthropoda; Insecta; Hymenoptera; Vespidae
Product: dual specificity protein phosphatase 10-like
Exons: 6
Coding region: 473-2542 (689 amino acids)
Biological process (GO): protein dephosphorylation; negative regulation of MAPK cascade
Cellular component (GO): cytosol; cytoplasm
Molecular function (GO): protein tyrosine/threonine phosphatase activity; MAP kinase tyrosine/serine/threonine phosphatase activity
Source: RefSeq, a predicted model, not a curated record